AUGAGCGAGUCAAAAUCGGUUAAACCAAAAAGUAACUACAAGAAGUAUCCCCACCGACAGAAUAGAUUUUCCAUGGAUGUAAAUCUAAAGGGGUUUCUGUGCAGUUGUAAUGGUCACGAGAAGGACUGUGUCAAGGAAUCUUAUAAUUUGUUGAAUAAGUAUGCAGAUAUUCUCUAUCCUGAGGAGGAAGAAAAAGUUGAUGACGAUGAAUCGGAUGAUUUGCAAAAGGACAUCCAGAAAAUGCAAAAGAAGAAAACAAAAUUCCAAGUUUUGGAAUCAGGAGCGAAGAACAUUUUAUUCGUUAAAACAACACUUGAAGACCCUGUGUUGUUAGCCCACAAAAUAGUAACUGAUAUAAAUGAAACUAAAUCUCAACAAACCAGGUUUCUCAUAAGACUGGUUCCCAUCGAAACUACAUGCAAAGCAAACAUGAAAGAUCUAGAAAAAGCAUUUACGCCUUUAUUGGAAAAACACUUUAAAUCCGACCCAGUAAACUUUGCCAUAGUUUACAACCACAGAAACGACAAAGGCUUAACACGCGACGAAGUUAUCAAAAAAUUAGGAGAAAUGAUUGCCGAUACAAAAAUUGAUCAUAAGGUUAACCUAAAAGAAGCGGAUGUUUCCAUUAUCGUUGAAGUUGUAAGAAGUUUUGUGUUUAUUGGAGUGGUUCCAGACUUUAUUAAAUACAAAAAAUAUAAUUUAAUCUCAGCCCCUAUUGAUAAUAAAACCGCAGAAAUUAGUGGCGAAUAA
This is a messenger RNA of Brassicogethes aeneus, 750 nucleotides long. The record is from the annotation of a GenBank genome assembly. Lineage: Eukaryota; Metazoa; Arthropoda; Insecta; Coleoptera; Nitidulidae.